GUUCAAGAUGGCGGACUUGGAAGCCGUUCUGGCUGACGUCAGCUAUCUUAUGGCUAUGGAGAAAAGUCGGAGUCAGCCAGCUGCUCGUGCCAGUAAACGAAUAGUCUUACCAGAUCCAAGUGUGCGGAGUAUCAUGCAGAAAUAUCUCGAGAAAACGGGUGAAAUAAAAUUCGAGAAGAUAUUCAAUCAAAGGCUUGGCUUUCUUCUGCUGAAGGACUUUGCCGAAAAUGUCACAGAAAAUGCAUGUCCACAAAUAAAGUUCUAUGAAGCGAUCAAAGAAUACGAGAAAAUGGAGACGCCGGAAGAGCGUUUGACGAAAGCUCGCGAGAUUUAUGACCAUCACAUCAUGGUUGAGAUGCUCGCUCAUGCUCACAACUAUUCGAAGGAUUCGUUACAACAUGUGCAGUACCACCUGCUGAAGGGCAGCGUGCCACCGGACCUGUUUCAGAGAUAUGUGAUCGAGAUAUGCGACCAGCUCAAGGGCGACAUCUUCCAGCGUUUUCUAGAGAGUGAUAAAUUCACACGAUUUUGUCAAUGGAAGAAUUUGGAGCUGAAUAUGCAACUUACUAUGAACGAUUUCUCAGUACAUCGAAUUAUUGGUCGAGGAGGAUUCGGGGAAGUGUACGGGUGCCGAAAGGCGGACACUGGAAAAAUGUAUGCCAUGAAAUGUCUGGAUAAGAAGAGAAUCAAAAUGAAACAGGGAGAGACACUGGCUCUAAAUGAACGCAUCAUGCUUAGCCUUGUUUCUACGGGGCAAGACUGCCCUUUUAUUGUAUGCAUGACGUAUGCAUUUCAAACACCCGACAAACUUUGUUUCAUCUUGGAUCUCAUGAAUGGCGGAGAUCUUCACUAUCACCUUUCUCAGCAUGGCGUUUUUACCGAACAGGAAAUGCUUUUCUAUGCAUCAGAGGUGAUUCUUGGUCUCGAACAUAUGCAUAAUCGCUAUGUUGUGUAUCGCGAUUUGAAACCCGCAAAUAUACUUUUAGACGAAAAUGGACAUGUGCGGGUGUCGGAUCUGGGUCUUGCAUGUGACUUCUCCAAAAAGAAACCGCAUGCGAGCGUAGGAACUCAUGGAUAUAUGGCACCAGAGGUGCUUGCGAAGGGAGUCGCUUACGAUUCCUCAGCUGACUGGUUCUCUCUCGGUUGUAUGUUGUAUAAACUGCUCAAGGGUCACUCUCCGUUUCGACAGCACAAAAGCAAGGAUAAAAAUGAAAUCGAUAAGAUGACGUUAACGCAAGACAUAGAGCUGCCUAAUGAGGGAUUGUCACCAGAAUGUCGUGAUCUCUUAGAAGGAUUGCUAAAGCGGGAUGUGCCGGAUAGACUUGGAUGCAGAGGAAGAGGCCCCUCAGAGGUAAAAGAACAUGCAUUCUUCCGUGAAGUUGACUGGCAGACGGUGUAUCUACGUCGCAUGACUCCACCUUUGAUUCCACCUCGUGGUGAAGUGAAUGCUGCUGAUGCAUUCGAUAUCGGAAACUUUGACGAUGACGAAGUCAAGGGAGUGAAGUUGGCUGAAUCGGACAGCGAGCUCUACAAAAACUUCAAUAUUGUGAUUUCGGAACGAUGGCAAAACGAGAUCGCGGAGACAAUCUUUGAGGUUGUCAAUCAAGAUGCAGACAAAGCUGAAAGCAAAAAGAGAUCCAAACAAAGAGCUAAAAUGAAUGUCGACGAAAAAGAUUCUGACGUUAUUGUUCAUGGUUACAUCAAAAAACUUGGCGGACCUUUCACAUCCGCUUGGCAAACCCGUUACGGUAAAUUGUAUCCCUCUCGACUGGAACUCUAUCCAGAAUCUCUUAGCGGAAAACCGGAGCUGGUGUUUAUGGACCAAAUUGAAGACGUCUGUGCUGACUUGCAAACCGUAAAAGGAGAGAACGCUAUUGUCGUCAAACUGCGUGAUGGGUUCAAGGAACCGCGAAUUAGCUUGACAAACUCGGACGAGAUUUCGCUGAAAGAAUGGCACACAUCGCUACGAACCGCCCACAAGGUUUCGUCCGAGUUGUUGCAACGAAUGGGACGAAAAGCGAUCAAGAUCUACGGUGUAAACCACGACCCGAUGCUGAAUGAAGCCGAACGACCUGCUUCUGUUUCAAAGUACAUGAACAGAGCGUCCAGUGUCGACUCCACCGUGUGACGACCACGUCGCGACCCCAACCGCCUGUACAAAGCGCGAGCGCGUAGAGAUGUUUAGAAUGCGUUGCGAUUCUGCUAUAUCCAAGACGGGAAUAUUCACCCUCUGGCAACCUGCCUCUUCUCUCCAGUCCAGCCGAUCUGGAUUUUGCGAACACCGAAAACUAAAGCAGGGGUAUUGGGUAUCCAGUGACUCAUCUCUGUUUUGAAUUGGGUAUUUAUUGAUGUCUGACAGCUGCACAACUCUGUUUCCCCGAAUCUUCACGUCUACCCAAUACAUUGCGCGUCCAGCGACACUCACAGCAGUCAGUAAUCCCGGACAUAUCAUCCCAUUUCCUUUGCAAAUACAUGUCUUUCACGAUGUUCUUGGCCGCU
Molecule: messenger RNA, 2499 nt
Organism: Cylicocyclus nassatus
Lineage: Eukaryota; Metazoa; Nematoda; Chromadorea; Rhabditida; Strongylidae
Source: the annotation of a GenBank genome assembly